Molecule: messenger RNA, 2109 nt
Organism: Penicillium bovifimosum
Lineage: Eukaryota; Fungi; Ascomycota; Eurotiomycetes; Eurotiales; Aspergillaceae
Product: putative C6 transcription factor
Exons: 5
Coding region: 1-2109 (702 amino acids)
Biological process (GO): DNA-templated transcription; regulation of DNA-templated transcription
Cellular component (GO): nucleus
Molecular function (GO): zinc ion binding; DNA binding; DNA-binding transcription factor activity, RNA polymerase II-specific
Source: RefSeq, a predicted model, not a curated record
AUGACUUCACGAGAGAAUGCUCGUGGCAGACUGCGUUCCCAUGAAGCCUGUCUCAACUGCAGGAGAAAGAAGAUCCGAUGUCCGGCCGAGAAACCGGCUUGUUCCAGCUGUGUUCGAUUAAAUCAGACGUGCCUCUAUACAUCAGUACCGAGAGGUUCAAGAGGAGCGCAGUCUGACGACAGGCUCGCAUUUCUGGAAGAGAAGGUAAACCUCAUUUUAAGUGGCACCAGACCUAGCCAAUCGAUUCGAUCAGACCAGCUGCCAGAGGCGAAAGGCAAUGGAAAUCCAGAAACAUCAUACCCUACAGAACGGCGACCAUCCAUCGAACCGACAGGCACGACCAAGGAUCAGAUGUUCCUUGGUCUUGGCUAUGAAGACCAGAUAUCCCAUCCCUCCUCGUCUGCGAUCGCCAAAGCCAUCGACCUUUAUUUCGAAUACUGCCAUCGACAACCAAUUUGGUGUUUCGAGCGUGAAGAGAUCGCAGACCCGAGCUAUCUGUCAGAGGAGCUCGUCUGUUCUCUCCUCGCCUUGACUUCUCGAUUCUCCCGAGAUCGCGAUCACCUACGACACUAUGGCGAUAGUGCCAGAAGUCUGAUCAUGCUUCGCAUGGCUAAUGGCACGGUCGAGCUCGAAACGAUCGAGAGUCUCUGCCUGCUUUCAUAUUCCUCUUUCCUCGAUGGCAACAUACAUCUUGGCCGCUUCCAUCUUGGUCUCGCUCUGCAUCUUUGUCGGUCAGCAACCCUAGAUCUCGAAUCGAGUUAUGGCGGCGAAGGUCCCAUAAACGAACGAAAGAAGCGCCUAUACUGGAGUCUACAGUGCUUGGAGCAAUAUUAUGGGCAGCAAAAUGGGUAUCUCUGUGUACCCUCGGAAUUGAUGCGCACAUUCUUCGUUACCUCCCAGAGCGACCGCGCAACGCAAGAUGGCACUGAAAUAAACCCACCACCGCUACCUAGAGAUGACCUUGGCUGCACGAAAUUCUCCGAUACAGGAAUUUGGAGUCUAGCGGCCCACUUUGGCUGGGUAUGGAGCCGGGUCCGAAGAUACGUCUCCGAAUGUGCUCGGAACAGACUUAAAGAGCCCUGGCGACACGAUUCCAUGUACUCCAUGAUACUUUCCGACCUUACAGAAAUCGAGAACAAGCUUUCCCAGUGUCAUCGAUAUGACUCCGUUAAAUUCUACGAGCGGACGGCAGAGCAACUGAAAAUCAACCGGAAAUACUGGACUCCGUGGUUGAAGCUUCAGUUCACGUAUCAUUCCAUUAUGACCGUUUUGAACCACCCCUUCCUCUAUAUUGUGGCAUCGCAAUACAACGAAAAUCUAGCAAUCCCGAACACAUUCUGGAGACGAUCAUCUGAGUUAGUGCUGUUGCACGCUACAUGGGUUGUUCGAUUGAUAGAUAUGAUAACUGAAAAGAAAUUCCGACUGAUCGAUCCAUUUUUUGGACACGUCGCGGCCAUGGCUGCUACAGUACAUCUGUACUACUGCUGUGCUGCGGACGCUCGAUUGAAGUACAAAUCCAAGGUUGAUUUCACGAAAUGCAGAAGGUUCCUGAAGAGCUUUGUAUCCUUCUCUCCUGCUUGUCACAUUUUGGAUCAAACACUGGACAAAAUGACUCGCAUUGCGUCUGGUUCGGAAAACAUCGAUUACGACUGGGAGCCCGAGAAAAUUCAUCUCAGUAUCCCUCUUAUGUGGGAUGUUCUUCAGGUCAACUGCAAGCCCAAACCACAUGAAGUGUCCACGGGCGGCUUAUUACAUCCCUCAUUGACACCAACGGUUUCUACGGAAGAGGAGGAGGAUAACCCGGCCUCCACUGUGGAGGUCAUUGUUGCAAUAUCCCCGAAUGUUACUGUGAAUACUGCGGACGGUGGACUAGCUGCUCACAUGCCACCAACCAUGCCGCGCGUAUCCUCCGCGCCCGCUUCUCCCGACAUGGACCUUGCAGAGAAACUCCUGGCCCCUGCAGACAGUUUAAUGACCAAUACACCCUGGCUAUGGGCGGAUCCCUCGCAGUUUGUCGAUAUGGAGAACAGCCUGGGAUAUCCAGAUUCGGAAUCCGGUCUGGGGAACAUUGAUGGGUUCUCAACUUGGUGGGACUUUGGAAACUUAUAG